Molecule: messenger RNA, 5239 nt
Organism: Cuscuta campestris
Lineage: Eukaryota; Viridiplantae; Streptophyta; Magnoliopsida; Solanales; Convolvulaceae
Source: the annotation of a GenBank genome assembly
UUCGCGUGUGUGAAAUAAUAAAAUCGCAGGAAUCAAUAAAGAGAGUAAGGGAAAGAAGAACACCGAGAUUUAUACUGGUUCACCACCUCGUGGCUAGUCCAGUCCUCCGAGAGACUCUCUCGAAAGUCCUACUAAUCUUCAAGCUUCAACGGGUGCUUGAAAAACCGCACUCAAAGAAAAUAUUUCUAACUCUCAAAAAUAAUAUUUUGAUGAGGAAGAUGAAGCAAAGGAUGAAUAUAGCUCAAAGAAUAUAUUGGAGUGCAAGAGAUGUGUCUUAAAAUGAAGGAGAAUGAGGAUUAAAUAGGCUGAGAAAAAAGAACUGCUGAAGUAAGCUGAGGAUAUGCACUAGAUAAAAUUAAUCGAUUAACGUAGAUAGAUAAAUCGAUUACGGUACACAGAGGCGAAAAUCCUGAAUAGAAGAACAGAAAUAAUCGAUUAAAGGAAGGCCUAAAAAUCGAUUAGUCGGCUCUGUCCGAACUAAUCGAUUAAUUGAAGACAAAAAAUCGAUUAUUGGUCAGACCAGGGGAAUCCAACGAAAAGCCUAUUAAUCAAUUAUAUGAAGGCAAAUGAUCGAUUAUGGAGGAAAUAAUGCGCAACACAAAGGGCCCAAGCCAGUUGCGAUAAGAAGUGAAUUGGCUUAUACUCGUUUGUUUGAGACACGAACGCUCCUCAAGAGAAAGUAUCCCUUAUUCAAUGAAUUUUGAAUAGGGGAGAAAAAGAGUCCAAAAAUUAUUUUGUGUGUCAAACGAUGUACACGAAAAAUAUUUAAAGUAUAUUUUUCUUACCAAAAAAAAUUGUGUAAUCUUUAAAAAUAUUUUUAAGAAAUUUUGACACACUUAUUUUGAAACUGACUCAGUAAAAUAUUUUUGGACAGAGAAAAAAUAAUUUUUCAACUGACUCAAGAAAUAAUAAUUUUUAACCCUCAAAAAUUAAUUUGUUUGUGCAGAAAAUAUUGUCAUCCUUACAAAGAUUCUUAGACUUAAUUAAAAAAAAGUCUUCGGAGUCUUAACUUUAUUUCAAAAAAUCUGCGUAGGGGUGAUCGUCGAUUUUUAUCGCCAUAAACUUCUUGAUACCCUUCUUUGCUUUUCUCGAUACAAAAAAUAAAUUUUCGAUCAGCUUGAGAUUAAUCAUCCUGUUUGUCAUUCAUCAAAACAAAAAAAUAUUCUAGAAGAAAUAGUAAAAGGGGUUUGAACUCAUGUCCAACAGUUCAAUGUUUAAAUUUUAAGGUCAAAGUAUGAAGAAGGCCAAAUUGAAAACAAUUUAAAGACUUGGGCCAAAUUGCAAAUAACAAAACUAUAUUUUUGUUCCUUUAUUUUGUUCGUAAGUAGAAGAAGAACAAGAACAGGUCUGCACUGCUCUAGCGAUGGAACAGAGCAGCAAUCCAGCAGCAUCAAUCGGCGUCCCAGCAACUUCACGGUUUCCUCACGGCGGCUAGGCAGCAACUAGACGACCUGAACACAGCGGCGGCGACAAGGUCCAGCGGCCUAGCAGAAUUCUUCAGUCCGUGUGUGUCAUUGCCCGAGUACGGUGGACAGCAGCAUCUCCGCCGCCGAACUGCGACACUGCAACAACGGCAAAGACGAAUGGACCAGCGUACUAGCACGAGGCCAAAGAAUCGUUGUACACAGCAGAUUUGGGCGAAACAUAGAAAGAACAGAAUAGAGACCGAACGGAAAAACGAGAGGAGGAACAAUCCAAUCCCAAUUUCCCAAAAACCAAUGCUAAUUUCGAAUCCAAACACAAUUAAUCACACAAUCUAAUAACCAUAAUCACAAAUUCAACGUCAAUUGAAUGAGAAUAUAUCAACAAAUCCUAAUCUACGAAUCAAUUUUAACCAGAGAUACCACCACUCACCUCGAUUGACGAAGAUAUAACUUUCCGGUGAAGAUUUCCGGCGAAGCUUUCUCGACGAUGCCUAGCGAAGCUUUCUGGCGAUUGACCUUGGUUGCGUGCGAAACGAAGAAGACAGAUGGGGAUGGAGAUUGGAUGGACUCCUUCGAUUCCGAGGAGGAGCGCACCCGCUUUCUCACUUUCUUCUCUAAACGGGUCGUGGCUCCUCCACGGAUCAUCCUGGAGCGCUACCCGGAGCUGGAGGGCUACGACGACCUCGACGCGCAGCUUCAUCAAGUCGGCCUUUGGCCAUUCGUCUCCCGGGCUUGGAAGGAGAACAACCCGGCGCUGAUUCGGGUCUUCUACUCCAACCUCCGGCGUGAGGGCGACGUGCUCUACUCUCUUGUCAAGAGCACGCCGAUAGAGCUUUCCGUUGAGCAGCUUGGGCGCAUCGCCGGCCUCCCCUACCAAGGCGACGACGUCUCCCACUAUGGCGGAGAGGACUGGGUCCUCAACAACGAGGGCCUUAUCCUCAACGAGCUUGGCAUCACUGAACUCAUCCGCCAUGCCUCGGGCCGCCCCACCAUCCACUCCGCUAACCCCGAAGGCCGUCUCAUUCUCUACAUCGUGUCCCGGAUCAUCAAACCCCGUAAGCACGGCCACACAAUCAUGUCCGGUGAGGACCUCAAGCUCAUCCAUGCGAUCAUGCACUCGGCCCCAAUCAAUUGGGCAAAGUUUGUCAUGAUCAACAUGACGAUUGCCGCGUCCACCGACCACGAUCACCUCCUCCCGUACCUGUUCGUGGUUAUGGACAUCCUUGAACGGUUCAAGGUGACCACCACCGUUGGCCCACUCACGAAGGCCACGAACAUUUGGGCGAUCAGCACCCAAACCUUUAAGAUGCGGUCAGACAACGCCGGACCUGCCACUGCCGUGCCACGGCGCCGUUCUGCUGCUAGCCCAGCCGAACCCCAGGCCCGGGCCAACCUUGCCAGCCUCCAUCGCCGACUCCCUCAACCAGAUUCACUUCAAAGAAUUGGAGAAGGUCAAUCAACUUCUAGGCCACCACUCUUUGAUGGCACCAACUAUUCCUAUUGGAAGGAACGGCUGAGAAUCUAUAUCCGUUCCACCAACUUCCAAUUAUGGUUGGUCAUCAAAAACGGAGAGGAAAUACCGAUGAAGAAAGUUGACGACAAGUUGAUCCCCAAGACCGAAGAUGAGUUUGAUGUCGAGGACAUCAAGAAGAUUGAGAAUUAUGCAAAGGCCAUCAAUAUGCUAUAUUGUGCGGUCAACCCCAAUGACUACCGGAAAAUCUCCUGCUGCACAACCGCCAAGGAGAUGUGGGACAAGCUUGAAGUGACGUACGAAGGUACUGAUCAAGUUCGUGAAGCCAAGAUUGAUUUUCUCACCCAAGAGUACGAAAUGUUCCGAAUGAAAGAAGGUGAGAAAAUCGAUGACAUGUUCGACCGAUUCUCAAAGAUCAUCAACGACCUUCAUGCUCUCAAAAAGACUUAUGCCAACAAGGAUCUCGUGAGGAAAAUCCUGCGGAGUCUCACACCCGAAUGGAGAUCAAAAGCCGAUGCAAUCUACGAGUCCAUCGGAGUCUCCAAUGUCACCAUUGACGGGCUAAGAGGUAUCCUCAAAACUUAUGAAUCUACUAUUCUAACCCCGUCUUUGGAUGAACAAAAGAAGAAAGGAAUAGCGCUCAAAGCAACCAAGGAGACCAUUGAGGAGGUUUCAAGCGAUGAUGACAACGAAUUUGGACUUUUCAUCAAGAAGUUCCACAAGUUCAUGAAGAAGGAAUUUGAGCGGAAGGGACGGAAGCACGACGGUCCUCCCAAGUGCUAUGGUUGUGGCGAGAUUGGCCACAUCAAGCCAAGGUGUCCAAAAGCUAAACACGACAAGGAUAAGCCCGGCUUCAAGAAGCAAAGGGCUUACAUCUCUUGGGGUGGCGAUUCCGGCGACGAAUCAACCGACCAAGAGGAGGACGAAGCUGCAAAUCUCUGCCUCAUGGCGCACGAAGAUCAAAACGACGACGUCCAAGAGUCCCCUCAUGUUGUGUUUUCCGAAGAUAAUACUCGCUUGGCGAGAAAGGCUAUUUGUGAUGAUCUUGCAGACUCACUUGAAAGGAUAAACAUUGAAGACGAUGAGGAAAACACGCCAUUAUACACCAACCCGCAACCACAACCUAAGGAAACACCUCAAGUGAUGGUCGAAAAUGAGGACCAAGCGGACGAAGAAGAACAAGAGGAAGCCCAGGAACAAGAGGAAACCGAGCUUCCCAUCGCUUGGAGAACGCACAAGAAUCAUCCACUUGACCAGGUAGGCAGCAUCAACCGCGGGGAUAUCAACUCGAUGCUGAUUCGGGUCUUCUACUCCAACCUCCGGAGUGAGGGCGACGUGCUCUACUCUCUUGUCAAGAGCACGCCGAUAGAGCUUUCCGUUGAGCAGCUUGGGCGCAUUGCCGGCCUCCCCUACCAAGGCGACGACGUCUCCCACUAUGGCGGAGAGGACUGGGUGCUUAACAACGAGGGCCUUAUCCUCAACGAGCUUGGCAUCACCGAGCUCAUCCGCCAUGCCUCGGGCCGUCCCACCAUCCACUCCGCUAACCCCGAAGGCCGUCUUCUUCUCUACAUCGUGUCCCGAAUCAUUAAGCCCCGGAAGCAUGGCCACACAAUCAUGUCUGGUGAGGACCUCAAACUCAUCCAUGCAAUCAUGCACUCGGCCCCAAUCAAUUGGGCACAGUUUGUCAUGAUCAACAUGACGAUUGCCGCGUCCACCGACCACAAUCACCUCCUCCCGUACCCGUUCGUGGUGAUGGACAUCCUUGAACGGUUCAAGGUGACCACCACCGUUGGCCCACUCACGAAGGCCAUGAAGAUUUGGGCGAUCAGCACCCAAACAUUCAAGAAGCGGUCGGACAACGCCGGACCUGCCACUUCCGUGCCACGGCGCCGUUCUGCUGCUGGCCUAGCCAAACCCCAGGCCCGGGCCAACCUUGCCUCCAUCGCCGACUCCCUCAACCGACUGCACUUCAAAGUUGAUGGGAUGGAUGGCUACCUUGAGAGGCUUGACGAGGCAGUCCAACGCCAAGGGUACGCCAUGAACGCGUACUUCCAACGCGUUAACUACGUCCCCCCACCGUACCAUGGCACGUUCUUUGGGCAAGUGUACGGUGACGAGGACAAAGACGAUGCCUCCUACGACCCGUCAAGCUCCCCGGACGAGGACGAAUUUGACGACGCCGUUGACGGUGAUGAGAUGGACGUCGACGACGAGGAGGAGGAAACCGAAGACGAAGACUAGGAAGCCCCUAGAAUUUCUCUCUUUUAUUUUAAUUAUCCUGUUUUUUUUAAUGCUUCCGUUGUACUCCGCUAUUUCCCAUCUUCAAUAAAUAAAAGUUAUCCUC